ACUUUCUGUACGCUCAACCCGAUCCAUUCCCCCAUUCCCCCCUACUCACUCCACACCUACAGACCCAGCAAUUGUCGAAUUGCCUCGUCUCGUCUGCUUUAUCUGACCUGUUGGGUCUGGCACAGACGAGCCAGAACGUCGCAGAUCCCUAUCAUCCCAAGAGCAUUGCUCCCCGCAUCAUCCUACGUCAGACACUCGGACUCUUGCAACUCCCGCGACGCCCUCAACCUCGCCUGCGCCUUGGCCCUGGCCCUGCAGCCAUGUCUUUCAAGGUCAAGGCCCUCUACGAGUACUCCUCGCCCCACGAGGACGACCUCAACUUCCCCCUCGGCCAGAUCAUCACCGUCACCGAGGAGGAGGACGAAGACUGGUACACCGGCGAGUACCUCGACGAGGCUGGAGCCAAGCACGAGGGCAUCUUCCCCAGGAACUUCGUCGAGAAGUACGAGCCAGUCGCACCGCCCCGCCCGACUCGAUCGAGACCCAAGAAGGAACCCGAGCACGCCGCCGACGAGGUAGCCGCCCCUCCCGAGGAGCCUGCCCCUCCCGCCUUCUCGCCAAAAGCAGCCGCUGCGCCCGAGCCAUUCGCCGCCCCCCACGAGGAGGAGCUGCCUGUCUCUCCGCCUCCAUUGCCGAGAGAGCCCAGGUCUCCUAUCGCUGUUACUGCUCCUCGCGCACCAGAGCCUGAGCCCGAACUACCCGCCUCGCCUCCCCGCGCUCCUGCAGCAGAGCCAGUUGCUCAGUCCCCGCCAAAGGCCGCGCCCGCUAAGAAGGGCCCGCCUCCCGUGACGCAGAAGCCGGCUAGCAGCUCCUUCAAGGACCGCAUUGCUGCCUUCAACAAGGGCGCUGCGCCGCCAAUCGCCCCCUUCAAGCCUGCCGGCCUGGGUGGCGCGUCCGGCUCUUCGUCCUUUAUCAAGAAGCCGUUCGUUGCUCCUCCACCCAAGGGAAACACUUAUGUACCGGUCCAGCGAAACACCCCGGUGGCCCCGGUCUACCGCCGAGACGAAGACCCUGAGAUCAAAGAACGGGAGGCUGAAAAUGAGGACUCUGCUCAGAAGGCAGGAUUGCUGCCCACCGAAUCGAAUGAGGGCGACGAGGACCAGCCGAAGCCCCUGAGUCUGAAGGAGCGCAUGGCAUUGCUCCAGAAGCAACAGCAGGAGCAGGCACAAAGACACGCAGAAGCUGCGGCCAAGAGGGAAAAGCCAAAGCGCCCGGCAAAGCCUCGCAUGCCCAGCCACGAACCCACCGCCUCCGAGGGCGCCGACGAGGAAGAAGUUGCCCAGCCGCCAACUCUGGACCGCACCGAUACUGGUGGGACGGGAGCCAGGGAGUCUAUGGACGAGUCGCAUCCCCCCAGAGUGCCUGCGCAGCCUCGCCGCAAGCCAUCCCAUGGCCCUGAGCCUAGAGACGGAAAUGAGGCAGACAUGUCAGGCGCUGGGGAGACAACUGAGGACCAGGCGGACCUCACCGAACGCGAUGACAGCGAUGAAAAGCCCCGGCGCCCUUCGCGAGUUGCCACAGAGUCCGCCGCAACCGAGGAGGCUCAGGACGAAGACGACGAGGAGGAGGAAGAGGAAGAAGACGAGGAGACCAAAGAGUUCCGGCGCAAGGAGGAGCUCAGGGCGAGAAUGGCCAGACUUGGUGGUGGAAUGGGUAUGCCAGGCAUGUUUGGCAUGCCCGUCCCUGGCGGUGCCCCGUCGCUGCCGCCAAAGAAGAAGAAGCCUUCCGCGUCCUCCGACAGACGUCCCAGCGAGGACUCCCAGCCGCUCGCCUCUCCAAUUGGGGCGCCUCCAGUUCCUAUGAUGAUGCCUCUGCCAGGCUUGGGCGGCCCCCGAAAGUCGGAAGACAAGACCCCUAUGAAUGAAGAGCCUCCUGCCGUUUCUGACGGGGAAGAUGAGGACGAGCCUGUGGCACGCAGUCCACCAGCUGUCCCAACCGCCACGUCGGCUGCUGCGCCGCCAGUUCCGGGUGGACGUCCUGCGCCACCCCGUGUGCCCACGGACUCGCGACCUCCCCCGCCACCUGCCCCUGUGGCAAACGUCGCCAAAUCUGAGGGAUCCGAAUCGGACGACGAGCUGUCAGGGCCUGGCGCCCCCGAAACGCCUCGUGGCGAAGAGCCUCCGGUGACUCGGGCACCGCCGCCACUGCCUCCCGUCUCUGCGCCAGCACCGCCUAUACCUACAUCUCCCCGGUUGCCGACGUCCCCUAAAUUCCAUGAUGAUUCUACCCCAGCCUCCCCAUCCAGCAAGAGGGCCAGCCGACCUCCACCUCCUGUCCCAGGCACGGCCCAAGCUCCGCCAUCUCAGACAAGACCGCCUCCGCCCCCUCCACCUGGAGGUCUCCCCAGGACUUCGAUUUCGUCUGACCGCCCAGGGUCGUCUGCCAGACCUUCAGCUCUGCCAGAGGACAACAAUGAGGGAGAGGUUACCGAGUACGAUGGAGAUUAUGAUACCGACAUCGCCUCGUCUGUGCCGCACAAGGACGCUCUGAAGGCCCACGGGCGCGACUCGAGCAUCGAGGACACCAUUUCAGUUGCUUCGCCAAAGGAAGGACCCCCCUCUCUGCCGCCACCAAUCCCAUCCGCUGCUGCCCCGAGAGCUGUACCUCCUCCGCCUCCAGUGCCGAGCCAGCCGCCACCAGAGAGUCGGCCGGAUACCCGGCGAUCUGUUGACGCCCCCCGAGCAGCCCCGCCUCCGCCCCCGCCCACGAACCUCGCUGCGCAAGAUGAGGACGAUUAUGACCCUUACAAUUACACAGCCGCUACGACGUCUCCUCGAGCUCCUGCUGCACCGUCCUUCUCUCAGCCACCGCCGCCGCCACCACGUCCAGACGACGACUACGAGGAGCCUUCCUACCAGGCACCACCCGAGCACAGGGCUGCUCCUGGCUCCUCUGGUGGCCGGCCUGCGCCUACUUCUCGCGGCUCGCUAGACGUCCGCACAUCCAGACGGUCCGUGGACAUGCUGAGCAGGCCGUCCAUGGAGUCCGGUUUCGUUGCCAAUGACAUUGACCUGGCCCCUCAGUCCGGAUGGUGGUUACAGCCAAACGGCUUGCCACCGCAGUUGCAAGGUCGUAAGGACAUUUUCUUCGAAUCCGACGAGUCCCAGUCGCGUGGCGCCAAGACGACAGUGACCCGCGACAUUUACAUCCUGUUCCAGGACUACUCCCAGACCGUCAUCACGGCGCGCUUUGACCCCCAGGACGCAAAGGACGUCCACCUGGAGCAGCGCCACGAGGGCCCACCCCGUAGUCUGCGACAGGACCAGCUCGAGGAGUCGUACGAGCGGUUCGGCCGCCCCAUCUCGGCCGCCGUGGCGGGCAAGAAGGACACGGUGGUCGGCGACGGCACGCCGCAGUCGCUGGUGCUGGAGCUCCUCAAGCCCUUCAAGGACGCGCUGCUCCCCGUGGGCACGCGCGCGUACGGCGCCCUGGUCUACUCGAACCUGGCCAACGCGAGCACGACGCAGGCGGACCAGAUCCGCGCCGGCGACAUCAUCAGCAUCCGCAACGCCAAGUUCCAGGGCAAGCACGGGCCCAUGCACGCCAAGUACAGCACCGAGGUGGGCAAGCCGGACCACGUGGGCGUCGUGGCCGAGUGGGACGGGACCAAGAAGAAGGUGCGGGCGUGGGAGCAGGGCCGCGAGAGCAAGAAGGUCAAGCUCGAGAGCUUCAAGCUUGAUGAUUUGCGGUCCGGCGAGGUCAAGAUCUGGCGCGUCAUGCCGCGCGGCUGGGUCGGCUGGGAGGGCCAGAACUAGGCGGCUGGGCCCUCCUGUGCUGCUGCCUUGCCGGUGCGCUGGCGGUGGUGUCAUGGCCACUACAACAACAACAACAGCAGCAGCAAUUGUGACGGUGCCUUUGCUCCGCCGCCGCCUCAUGUUGGCUCGGCCCGGCGGUAUCUCGCCCUCACCUCCUCGUCGCACUCGUCGGAGUGGUCCGACGGCGGGGCCGGGACCCGGUACUACGACGGCCCCCGCGCGGGGCAGAGCCUGCGCGGCAGCUUCGCGGACGGCAACCCCUGGUCUUAGUGCUACUGCUUCGCCGGGCGCGGGCUCAGCAGCACCAGCGAGGAGAGUAAUUAUUCCGCGGGGCGUGGUGGUGGUGGUGGUAACCGUGGGAGAAGUGGUAGGGGCAGGUCUGGUGGCUGACUGGAACUGAGCCUGUUGUUGUUGUUGUUGUGUUUUGUCUGUCUACGAAAGCAAGCAAGCAAGCAAGCAGCAUGUACAUGUGGGUUGGUGGUCUGUAUUGGUGCGUGUGCGUGUGUACGAAUCUUUCCUCUUGGGAAAGGCAUCGCAUCAUGUCACGGCAUGGUAUGGAGCAGAGCAGAGCAGAGCAGCAAGGCGUGGACGGACGGGCGGGCGGACUGUCGAUCGUUAUUGUGCCCUGGGUUGGUUGGGGGAGAGUCCUGUGGGGAGGAUGGGGAGCAUGUCGUGUGUGUGGCUGUUGUGUUGUGUUGUGUUGUUGGUUGGCUGGCUUGGCUGGCUGAGUUGAGUUGUGUAGCCAGCCACCUUGUCGUGCGUCGGCAGAUAUUACAUAUUUCUACUUCUUGGCUUUAUUGAGAAUUGUACUUGCAUCGCCGCUUUUUUCA
Molecule: messenger RNA, 4585 nt
Organism: Diaporthe batatas
Lineage: Eukaryota; Fungi; Ascomycota; Sordariomycetes; Diaporthales; Diaporthaceae
Exons: 3
Coding region: 261-3755 (1164 amino acids)
Biological process (GO): protein transport to vacuole involved in ubiquitin-dependent protein catabolic process via the multivesicular body sorting pathway
Cellular component (GO): ESCRT-0 complex
Molecular function (GO): protein binding
Source: RefSeq, a predicted model, not a curated record